AUGCAUGACGUGCUCAUCCUCGGAGCUGGCCUUUCUGGGCUCUACAGCCUCUACUCAAUCCGCAAACGAUUUCCGUCGUGGCGAGUCAAAGCUCUUGAAGCAGGAGGCGACGUUGGAGGUACUUGGUACUGGAAUUCAUAUCCAGGAUGCCGCAUUGAUACUGAGUCACUUUCGUACUGCUUCUCUUUCGACAAGGAGCUUCUCGAAGAAUGGGACUGGAAGGAGCAGUUUGCGACUCAAGCCGAAACUCAUAACUAUGUGAAGCAUGUUGCUCAGAAGCACGACUUGUAUAAGGACAUACAGUUCAACACACGCAUCAAGUCAGCAUGUUGGGACCAAGCACAACGAUACUGGACAUUCAUUGACGAGGCUGGCGAACAACACAAGACUAGAUUCUUCGUUUCGUGCUUGGGAUUUCUGUCCUCUCCCACAUUGCCCGAUAUCCCUGGCAUUCGUGACUUCGCCGGAGACGCAUUUCACACCAGUCGCUGGCCUGCCCAUCUCGAUCUCAGCCGAGACUUCGCCAACAAGCGCAUUGGAGUCAUUGGCACUGGAGCAACGGGAAUUCAGACGAUCACAGCAGUAUCGAAGGAGCCAUCGAUCAAAUCUUUGACUGUUUUCCAGCGAACGGCAAAUUGGUCGGCUCCGUUGCACAACUCUGAAAUCACUCCUGAGGAAAUGACCAAGCACAAAGCUGGAUAUGACAACCUGUUUGCGAGAUGUGCUGAGACGCCCACUUGUUUCCUCCACGCUGCCGAUCCCCGGAAGUCGUUGGACAUAUCCAAAGAUGAGAGACAUGCUUUAUGGGAGAAGCUGUACUCCGAGCCUGGCUUUGCGAAGUGGCUUGGUGUCUUCAGCGACACGUACACCAACAGAGAAGCGAACAAGCUGUACUCUGACUUCAUGGCGGAAAAGAUUCGCCAGAGAGUCCACGAUGCUGCCGUGGCAGACAGCCUCAUUCCCAAGAACCACGGCUUUGGCACGAGACGAGUCCCGCUCGAAAGCGGCUACUUCGAAGCCUACAACCGAUCAAACGUCCAUCUGGUCGAUCUGCAGAAGACGCCAGUUGAGCAGGUCACUCCCAGCGGCAUCCGCACGAGCGAUGGCGUCGACCAUGAACUUGACAUCUUGAUCUUCGCCACUGGAUUCGACGCCAUUACCGGAGCAUUCAACGCUAUCGACUGGCACGCUAAAGAAGACAGGCCUCUCACAUCGACAGAAGAUAGUCCACGAGCGGAGCACGCAAUCUGGGUCGAUCAACGACCACGAACAUUCUUAGGAUUGACCGUCCCUUCCAUGCCUAAUAUGUUCAUGGUGUUAGGCCCACAUCAACCGUUCGGCAAUGCGACAAGAAGCAUCGAGCAUGCCGUGGAAGUCAUCACCAACAUGCUGGAUUAUUGUGAAGAGCACGACUAUACGUACGUGGAGCCGACGGAGGAGGCUGUUGAUGAAUGGACCGAUCAUGUUAUUGAAUGUGGCAAGGCAUCGGUGUUGAUCAACGAAGUGGAUAGUUGGAUGACGGGGAUCAACAAGAAUGUCAAGGGGAAGACUGUGAGGAGUGUGGUGAGGUACUCGGGCAGUGCGAUUGAGUAUCGGAGAAGAUGUCAGGAGUGUAAGGAGAGCGGGUACAAGGGGUUGACAUUUUCUUAG
Messenger RNA from Zasmidium cellare ATCC 36951, 1650 nucleotides. RefSeq lists its product as uncharacterized. The transcript has 2 exons. The record is from RefSeq and is a predicted model, not a curated record. Lineage: Eukaryota; Fungi; Ascomycota; Dothideomycetes; Mycosphaerellales; Mycosphaerellaceae. Bases 1 to 1650 code for a protein of 549 amino acids. Gene Ontology annotation, molecular function: NADP binding; flavin adenine dinucleotide binding; N,N-dimethylaniline monooxygenase activity.